This is a messenger RNA of Sabethes cyaneus, 1790 nucleotides long. It is a transcript of the gene AP-1mu, whose product is annotated as AP-1 complex subunit mu-1. The coding region runs from base 193 to 1461 and encodes 422 amino acids. Gene Ontology annotation, biological process: vesicle-mediated transport; intracellular protein transport. The record is from RefSeq and is a predicted model, not a curated record. Lineage: Eukaryota; Metazoa; Arthropoda; Insecta; Diptera; Culicidae. Gene Ontology annotation, molecular function: clathrin-cargo adaptor activity. The transcript has 4 exons. Gene Ontology annotation, cellular component: clathrin-coated vesicle; clathrin adaptor complex.
GUUGGUGUGCCUGUACAGAAGUGAAAAGUUUUACGAAAUUGACGAUGGAAGCUUAGUUUUGGUGCAUUUAUUAUUCUAUAUUUUAAUGUUACACGUGCCUGUGACAUUGUAAUCGUUUGCUUUAUUUUUCAAACACUACAGUGAAGAUAAAAUAAUCGCCGGUAGGAUCUUUGCAACCUGUAAACAGCAAUCAUGUCUUCGUCGGCAAUUUUUAUACUGGACGCCAAAGGCAAAGUGCUCAUUUCACGCAACUAUCGCGGCCAUAUCGACAUGGGUGUCAUCGAUAAGUUUAUGCCGCUUUUGAUGGAAAAGGAAGAGGAAGGUUUGAUAACGCCGAUCCUGCAGACACCGGAAUGUACAUUUGCGUAUGUGAAGACCAACAAUCUGUACUUGGUGUCAGUGACUCGAAGCAACGCAAAUAUUGCGCUGGUAUUUGUUUUCCUCCACAAGGUGGUGCAGGUAUUCACCGAGUAUUUCAAAGAACUAGAAGAGGAGAGCAUUCGGGACAACUUUGUCGUCAUUUACGAACUAUUGGAUGAGCUGAUCGAUUUCGGUUACCCACAAACCACAGAUAGUAAGAUUCUGCAGGAAUACAUUACACAGGAGGGUCACAAGUUGGAAAUUCAACCCAGAAUUCCGAUGGCUGUAACGAAUGCCGUAUCAUGGCGUUCGGAGGGAAUUAAGUAUCGAAAAAACGAAGUAUUUCUUGAUGUGAUCGAAAGCGUCAAUCUGCUGGCCAAUGCAAACGGAAAUGUUCUCCGAAGUGAGAUCGUUGGGGCCAUCAAGAUGCGCGUUUAUUUGUCCGGAAUGCCCGAACUGCGGCUCGGUUUGAAUGACAAAGUUCUUUUUGAAAGUACAGGUCGUGGUAAGUCCAAAUCGGUCGAGCUGGAGGACGUCAAGUUCCACCAGUGUGUACGGUUGUCUCGUUUCGAAAACGAUCGGACAAUUUCGUUUAUCCCUCCGGACGGUGAAUUCGAAUUGAUGUCCUAUCGGCUGAAUACGCAUGUAAAGCCGCUGAUUUGGAUCGAAUCGGUCAUCGAGCGGCACGCUCACAGCCGGGUGGAAUACAUGAUAAAGGCGAAGUCGCAGUUUAAGCGGCGGUCAACGGCAAACAAUGUUGAAAUUGUCAUUCCGGUUCCAGCGGAUGCUGAUUCCCCCAAGUUUAAGACAACAAUCGGAAGCGUUAAGUAUGCACCGGAACAGAAUGCCAUUACCUGGACCAUUAAGUCUUUUCCGGGUGGCAAAGAGUAUCUGAUGCGAGCACACUUUGGACUACCGAGCGUCGAGUGUGAGGACACAGAAGGCAAGCCACCGAUUCAAGUGAAAUUUGAAAUCCCGUACUUCACCACUUCCGGUAUUCAGGUCCGUUAUUUGAAAAUCAUUGAGAAGAGCGGUUAUCAAGCGCUACCGUGGGUUCGCUAUAUCACCCAGAACGGCGACUAUCAACUGAGGACAAAUUAGGAAAGCCUCUCCGUGGUAUCCAGAAAUGCAUGUUACUUUUUGAAAGACAACAAGGAAUGUAAAUUUUAUAUUGCGUCGAACGGAUGGAAAAUUUGGUUUGACUAGUACUAAUCGCAACUGUAUCAGCACAGCUCCCAUUCAAUCAUAUAGUCUACUGUUUGUCCUGUUUAGGCUCUGAAGUCAGUGCAUCGGCAAUAAUGGCCUUCGAAAUGUUAGUUAAAAUUAUCGAAACAAGUAUUAGGAAUCAAAAGAAAGUUUACUUAUUUUAUUUGUAAUUAACAGACAUUCGGUUUAUUUUUCACAUCGCAUCGAGCUGUGCUCUUCCAAUU